AUGAGGCGAACGACGCUUCGACGCGUGGCGCCGUGGGUGCCGCCGCCCCGUCACGAUGUGAAGGUGACGAUGCCGCCGCCACCAGGUGGUGAAGUUGGUGGCUCCUUUGGCGUCUCGCUGGGGUACAGUGACCGCAUCGCCUGCACACCCUACUGGAAGCGCAUGGCUCUCUCGAACUACGCACUACGCAUGAAGGAGAAUGCGACGCGGUAUCCGAUGAGUGAGUAUCGCCCUGGUGAAUACGACAUCCGUUACCUUCCCAAACCGUACCCAUGCACGAUUCGCAACCGGCCACUACUGGAGGUGGGAGAACCGCGGCGGAUUCCAAGUAUUCAAAUUCCGGUUAUUUUUCUUGUGAACUUGUACAAUGAAAGGAAAAAGUGCUGGUUUGGGCGCAAGUUUGAGACGGUGUAUGUGAGUCGACAGUUUAUGCGGGAGGAGCUGAUGCCGCAACGGUACGCCAUUUACGCUACGCCCGAGGCGUACACGCUGCUUGGUCUGCCUGUGGUAGAUCAUGGGAUUCACAGAGAGAUCCCCAAGACACCGCGCGAGUAUGAAAAGUUGCUGGAACGACAGAAGUACGACGAGGAGCGGUGGAAGUAUUCGAUCGAGUACCUCUUUCGUAAGUACGAGGCGGGGCCACCCGAACUAUUAGACCGCGCUGAAGACAAUUGGGACGGUACAGAGGUGGUGGCAGAUUUCUCUGCAGCCGGUGCUGCACGUCAUGGUGAGGCGGUGCAGCGUAAAGGAGCCAUCAAGCAACGCAAAGCACGGAAGAUAAAGUUGUUUUAG
This is a messenger RNA of Trypanosoma rangeli, 792 nucleotides long. RefSeq lists its product as uncharacterized. The record is from RefSeq and is a predicted model, not a curated record. The coding region runs from base 1 to 792 and encodes 263 amino acids. Gene Ontology annotation, cellular component: ribosome; mitochondrion. Gene Ontology annotation, molecular function: structural constituent of ribosome. Gene Ontology annotation, biological process: translation. The transcript has a single exon. Lineage: Eukaryota; Euglenozoa; Kinetoplastea; Trypanosomatida; Trypanosomatidae.